AUGGACGAAGACCAAGCACAGAACCAUCCCCAGAAUGAUGCCACACCGGCCAACGACGUCUGCGUUUACUGCGGCGGCCACGGCACGCACAAAGAGCAGCUAACGUUCAACUGCUCCGUACAAUAUGUCGCCUCCGCCAGGAGAAACGCGCAGAAUGCCACCUACAUCGCGCAGGAGGCCAUCAAACUCACCAACAGCCUGGGCGCCCAAUACGACCGGCAUCUCCACGACCACGCCCAGGCCGAGGCCCUCGUCAAGCAGCUCCAGAUCUCGCUGCAGCUCGCCAUCGAGAAGCGCAACCGGUCCGCCAAGGAGCUGCGGGCCACGCAGCUCAUGGUCGAGUUCGCGCGGAACCAGUCCGCGUAUGCGACGCAGGCCCACGAGAGACUGCACGAGCACUACGAGGGAUCGGCGGCGAUGGUGAAGGUUCCCGAGGCCGGCGCCUCGAGUUCCGGACCAAGCGAGGAGAGAGCCGGGGCGCCCAGUGGUACUGGCCGGGAGGAUUGGGCGGAGGAGCACGGGGAGCAGGAGGAGCAAGAGGAGCAUGAGGAGGAGGAGCCGGCGGCGGCGGGGGCCGGGGUUCAUGGAGUGGCCGAACACCGACAACCGAUGGCGAGGAAUGGCGGGCGUGAUGCCCACGACCGUGUCGUCAUCAAGCCGGAGGAGGAGAGCCGGGACGAGACCAGCCUGAACGCGAUCGCGCCGCAUCCCGGAGCCCCGGCGUCUGGGCCUCCCGGGGCCGUUCCGGCAGCACCGGAGACGCCGCGGACGUCACAGAUGCCCCAGGUGAUGCCGAUGCCGCAAAUGCCACAGAUGCAUCCGAUGAUGCGGAUGCCGCAGAUGGCCAAUAUGACACAGCUGUUUCCGAUGAACCAGAUGUCACCACUGCCGCCACAGCAGCAGAGGCCGCAAACGCAGCAAAUGCAGCAGAUGCAGCAGAUGGCACACAUGCCGCACAUGCGUCAGAUGCAGCAGACACCACAGGGAGCACAGAUGCAACAGGGAGCACAGAUGCAACAGGGAGCGCAGACACCACAUGAAGCGCAGAUGCACCAGGGAGCGCAGAUGCAAUAUGCGUCGACGCCGACGCCGAUGAUGAUGGGGAACCCGAUGACGACGCCACAUCACCCGCAGACAACGCAGACAACGCAGACAGCGCAGACAGCACAGACAGCGCAGACAACGCAGACAGCAGGCUGGAAGAAGAAGAAGCGGAACAAGAACAAGAAGAAGUGGUUCAACAAGAAGAGGCACCACCCGUACAAGAAGGAGGACCAGGAUGACGAUGCCUCUGCCGCUGCGAAGGCGCCGACGGCGGCAGACGACGCCGUGCAGGAGAACGACACGGCGGACAGUCACGGCGGCGCCCAGGUUGAGAACGUUGCCGCAGCGGCAGCGGAAGGGACAAGCACGGCGACAACGGCAACCCCGGGCCCGGAAGCGGGCACUUGGUCGGGCAUGUUCACGAGUACUCUGCGGAGAUUUGUGUAA
This is a messenger RNA of Colletotrichum higginsianum IMI 349063, 1491 nucleotides long. RefSeq lists its product as uncharacterized. The transcript is spliced from 2 exons. The coding region runs from base 1 to 1491 and encodes 496 amino acids. NCBI's taxonomy places the organism in Eukaryota, Fungi, Ascomycota, Sordariomycetes, Glomerellales, Glomerellaceae. The record is from RefSeq and is a predicted model, not a curated record.